Cannabis sativa is the source of this 828-nucleotide messenger RNA. RefSeq lists its product as uncharacterized. The record is from RefSeq and is a predicted model, not a curated record. Lineage: Eukaryota; Viridiplantae; Streptophyta; Magnoliopsida; Rosales; Cannabaceae. The transcript has a single exon. Bases 1 to 828 code for a protein of 275 amino acids.
AUGUCACCUCUGUUAUUUGUGUCGGGAAUUGAGUAUCUAAGCAGAAUUUUGAAGAAAGUUGGGCAAAAAAAAGACUUCUAUUUCCAUGAAAGAUGUGCUGAACUGAAGCUAAAUCAUCUCAGUUUUUCUGAUGAUGUUUUACUUUUCUGUAAGGGAGAUUUUAAGAGCAUUUACUACAUGCUACAGGGGCUGAAGCUCUUCUCUAAUACAUCUAGUUUGCAACCGAAUAAAACUAAAUUUGCUAUAUAUUGCAGUGGGAUGCAGGAAAGUGAGAUUCAAAGAGUACUAGACAGGUCUGGUUUCAGUAGGCAUACAACACCCUUUAGGUAUCUUAGUAUACCUAUUUGUGCCAAGAAAAUUUCUGCCUCAAAAUGUACAAGUCUUAUCCAGAAAAUGACUGCUAGAAUUAAGACCUGGAGCUAUAGAAACCUCUCUUUUACAGGCCGAGUUGUUCUUAUUUACUCAGUGCUCCUUACAAUUCACACAUAUUUGAGCCAAAUUUUGAUUCUCCCAAAGAGAAUAACUUCUGAAAUUGGAAGAAUUUGUAGGUGCUUUCUCUGGAAAGGGCAAUGUUGUAAACUUAACAUUUCAAAAGAUAGUUUUGUGCUUUGGUUGGCUAUCUUGGAUAGAUUUAAAACAAGAGACAGGUUAUUCAAGUUCGAAAUAAUAGACAGUCCUUUGUGCAUUCUCUGCAACAAUGCAGGUGAAAGAAAGGAUCAUUUAUUCUUUGAAUGUCUUGUUUUGAGUUUGUUUCUUUCCCAGCUGAAGCAGUGGCUGAAUUGGCAUGCAAAAACCAGCAACCUUACAUGGCCUGCUGAGGUGGAUUGA